Messenger RNA from Diospyros lotus (date-plum), 1430 nucleotides. RefSeq names its product plant cysteine oxidase 2-like. The record is from RefSeq and is a predicted model, not a curated record. Gene Ontology annotation, molecular function: oxidoreductase activity, acting on single donors with incorporation of molecular oxygen, incorporation of two atoms of oxygen. Bases 321 to 1157 code for a protein of 278 amino acids. Lineage: Eukaryota; Viridiplantae; Streptophyta; Magnoliopsida; Ericales; Ebenaceae. The transcript has 6 exons.
UCAUCUCUCUCUCUCUCUCUCUCUCUCUUUCUGCUUAACCCUAGCCCUUGUUUCUGUCUCCCAUAUAAACCCCCUUCUCCGUCCCGUACUUCCAAUCCAUCGCCUUCACCUAUACAGAUACAGAUGCAUUCUUUCACAUCUCUCUCUCUCUCUCUCUACCUCAAAUACACACCCAAAUACAGGACAUACUAGGAACAGUUGCCUGCAAAUAUAUAUAUAUGUAAAAUAUCCGGUAAUCCAUAUAGUGUAUCUUCCCGUUCUUUUUUCCCUCUCUGGGCCUGGAAUUCACAGAGCUCGGGGAUUUUCCACUUUUUCCGGUCAUGACCAGGAGAAUGAGGAUUGAGGAGCAGGCAGCUGGCCGGAAAGGGAAGGAGCGGGGCGAAUUAUCAAGUAAUACGAGCAGUAGCAAGAGAAGCCGCCACCCGCCGAGGAAAAUCAGGCCGAUUCAGAGGCUGUAUGAAGUUUGCAAGGAAGUGUUUGCGUCGGGUGGGCCUGGCAUUGUCCCACCCGACGCCGACGUCGAACGCAUAAAAGCGGUGUUAGAUGGGAUGACUGGAACGAAUGUUGGUCUGAACCCAGAUAUGCCAGUUUUCAGCAAGACACUGAAUCAGCGUGCUAUUAUAACUUACCUCCAAGUCUAUGAAUGUGACAAAUUCUCGAUUGUACUCUUCUGCUUGCCCCCAACAGCCGUCAUUCCACUGCAUAACCAUCCAGGGAUGACCGUGUUUAGCAAGCUUCUAUUCGGCAGCAUGCGCAUCAAGUCCUAUGACUGGGAAGUGGAUGUCUCUUCUGAAGUGCAGCCUUCUUCCGGUGCGCGGCUGGCCAAGGUGAAGGUAGACUCCGAUUUCACUGCUCCUUGCAAUACGUCCAUCCUCUAUCCAGCCGACGGCGGAAACCUCCACUGUUUCACUGCCCUGACAUCAUGCGCAGUGCUCGAUGUGCUCGGCCCCCCUUACUCCAAUCCCGAUGGCAGGGACUGCACUUACUACUAUGACUUCCCCUUCUCCAAAUUCCCAGCUGAUGGAGUGGCCGUGCCGGAAGAGGGUAAGGAGCAGUAUGCGUGGCUCAAAGAGAGGGAGAUGAAGGCUGCAGACUUGCCCGUGGUUACAAAUCAGUACAUAGGCCCCAAGCCCAAGAUCAAGACUGCCAACAAGUGAAGUUGAUAUUACGAAUACUAUUAGUUAAUACCACCCGUUCUUCACAGUGUUCGAUCGAAGUUUCAGUUCUAUUUAUAUAUGUUGGUAAAAUGUUUGGAGCUUUAUUUGUUCUAAAUAAUAGAAUCAAUUAGUAUGUAAAUAAACAGUCUUUAUUUUUAGUGUAAGAAAGGAGGGAAAGAACAAAGAGAGAAAACAAGUGAGAUCCGCCGGCUAGUACUAUGCACAUGUUCGACAGAAAAUGCUAUAUAAUACAGUGCCCAUUUCGUUCUCUUA